Molecule: messenger RNA, 1720 nt
Organism: Phalaenopsis equestris
Lineage: Eukaryota; Viridiplantae; Streptophyta; Magnoliopsida; Asparagales; Orchidaceae
Product: probable beta-1,3-galactosyltransferase 3
Exons: 12
Coding region: 357-1553 (398 amino acids)
Cellular component (GO): Golgi membrane
Molecular function (GO): hexosyltransferase activity
Source: RefSeq, a predicted model, not a curated record
GAGAGGGAGAGGGAGAGGGAGAGAGAGAGAGCGCCUGACCGUAGCUGCUACCGACCGGUAGGUGAAGGUCUUCUAUCUCUUUUCCUCAAAUGCCAGACAGGAAGAAAGGUAAAGAGAUGGCAGCCAGAAGAGCCAAAGUCUUAAGAAACUGCUGUUUUUUUUACAAGCUAGCUUUCUACUCCUCCUAGCCUAUACCUUGUUUGGUUCGUUGUGAAAGACACAUCUCAAAAUUGGGAUUUUUGCCACGCUUUCUCUUAAAUUUGGUAAAGUUUUUGAGGUAUUUGAAUAAGAAACUUAAAGAGAGGAGGGUUAUUUGGUUCUAUGAGUAGGGAUUUGAAGAGGAAAGCAGAGUAGCGAUGCAUUGGAAGAGCAAAGGUGGAACUUUUGGGGAGUUGCAGACUAGAAGUGUGGUUUCCACGAAAUGGACGCUCAUGCUUUGUAUUUUAUGCUUCUGCGCUGGGCUCGUCUUCACAAAUAGAUUAUGGACAUUGCCUGAGCCACAAGAUGCAAGGAACAAGCUGGCUGGAGGCUGCAACUCAAAAAUUAUCAGCGAAAACAGAGAUUCUAAAGAGUUGCUAGGAGAAGCAUCAAAAGCCAAUUAUGCCGUCAACACUUUAGACAAAACUGUAGAAAAAUUAGAAAUGGAAUUAGAAGCAGCAAGAGCCACACAGGAGUCUAUAAUCAAUGGUUCUCCUUUAUCGGAUGAGCUGAGGGAUAUGCCGGCUGUUGGAAGAAGGAAAUAUUUAAUGGUUGUAGGGGUCAACACUGCUUUUAGCAGCCGUAAACGAAGAGAUUCAGUUCGCAAAACUUGGAUGCCUCAAGGCGAGAAAAGAAGGAAGCUUGAAGAAGAAAAGGGCAUCAUCAUCCGUUUUGUUAUCGGGCAUGGUGCAACCCCUGGAGGCAUUCUGGACAAAGCAAUUGAAGCUGAGGAUAGGAAACAUGGGGAUUUCCUGAGGCUGGAUCAUGUUGAGGGGUAUCUUGAGCUCUCUGGGAAGACGAAGGCGUAUUUUUCCACUGCUGUCAAUAUGUGGGAUGCAGAAUUCUAUGUGAAGGUUGAUGAUGACAUACAUGUAAAUAUAGCGACUCUUGGGGCUACUCUUUCAAAGCACAGAUCAAAGCAUGGGGUGUACAUUGGAUGCAUGAAGUCUGGACCUGUCCUGGCCCAGCACGGUGUGAGAUAUCACGAACCAGAGUACUGGAAAUUCGGUGAAUAUGGAAACAAAUAUUUCCGGCAUGCAACCGGUCAAUUAUAUGCCAUUUCAAGAGACUUGGCUACUUACAUAUCUAUAAACCAGCAUGUUCUUCACAAGUAUGCAAAUGAGGAUGUCUCAUUGGGAGCUUGGUUUAUUGGCUUAGAUGUGGAGCACAUUGAUGACCGCAGACUGUGUUGUGGCACUCCACCUGACUGUGAGUGGAAGGCUCAGGCUGGCAAUGUCUGUGUUGCCUCAUUCGACUGGACCUGCAGUGGAAUUUGCAGGUCAGCUGAGAGGAUGAAAGAGGUUCAUCGUCGAUGCAGUGAAGGCGAAAACAUUCUCUGGAAUGCGUCUUUCUAGGCAAAGCACAGGAGAGGUCUCUUGGAAUAGAAGGGUGAGGCGAGAGUUGCUCUGCCCCUAUAUUCUUUUGAACAUUGGAUGGCCAUUUUUUUUUUUUUUAAUUCUUCCUUGUAUUGGCCACCAGCAUGUAAUAAUCACAAUAAUUCAUUCUAAAAAGAGCUGUUACU